Zygotorulaspora mrakii is the source of this 4014-nucleotide messenger RNA. It is a transcript of the gene MIP1, whose product is annotated as DNA-directed DNA polymerase gamma MIP1. Gene Ontology annotation, molecular function: DNA binding; DNA-directed DNA polymerase activity; 3'-5' exonuclease activity. The record is from RefSeq and is a predicted model, not a curated record. The coding region runs from base 1 to 4014 and encodes 1337 amino acids. NCBI's taxonomy places the organism in Eukaryota, Fungi, Ascomycota, Saccharomycetes, Saccharomycetales, Saccharomycetaceae. Gene Ontology annotation, cellular component: mitochondrion; gamma DNA polymerase complex. Gene Ontology annotation, biological process: mitochondrial DNA replication. The transcript has a single exon.
AUGCAAAAACAACGAUUGAUGAGAAAUUGCAAGGUACGAUCGUUUUUCGCAGCAGAAGUGGGUGCCCUGGCUAGGGAUGGGGAAAUCUGCCAUGUGAGGAUGAUAGCCGGCAAAGAGCACCGUCUUAGACUGUAUCGUUACCGCGGGUAUUCUACCAAGGCGCGUACUGCUGGAAGCACAGGGAGCGCGGCGGCAGACGAAUAUGUCGGGGGUUUUAAGGAGCCGCCAAGAAUUAAUCCGGUGGGGAUUCAGUAUCUCAGUGAGUCGCUUCACCGGCAGCUUUUCGGCAACAAGAAGAAUAGCCAGAGGGAGGAUUUGUUAUCACCUGAGAAAAAAAGGACGUUGGUCAAUCUCGCGAAGCAGUCACUCGGUAGUUUCGACCUACUAGGGAAAAAGACAUGCAUCACAGAGCCCAUUUCGUUUGAGUUACCCAAGUUGCAAGGCACUUCUUUGGACGAACACUUUCAGAAAUUAGGUCAUUUUGCGUCCGAACCGUACAAGACAAUGGCCCUGAAGAAAUUUACGAGCUUAGUUGCGAGGCCUUCCGAAUGGAUAAAAAGACCUGGAUGGACGAGGUAUGAACCCGGGAAAGCGCCAGAAAAUGUUGGUUGGCCCCUAGAAGACACAAUGGUUUUCGAUGUGGAGACAUUGUAUAAGAUUUCUCCUUAUCCGACCCUCGCAGUAGCCGUGACAAGCAAAGCCUGGUAUCUAUGGUGUUCGCCGUACAUUUGUGGCAAUAAUUCUGUUGAACAUUUGAUUCCCAUGGAUACAACAAAAAAAUCGAGACUAGUUAUUGGACACAACGUAGCAUAUGAUAGAGCUCGUGUCUUGGAGGAAUACAACUUUGAAAAUUCAAAGGCCUUUUUCAUUGAUACACAAUCGUUGCAUAUUGCUUCGUCCGGUCUUUGUUCCAGACAAAGACCGAGAUUUAUGAAGACUAAAAAAUAUUUGGGAUUUCAUUCUGAUGAAAGAAAAAAAACUGAAAAUGACGUAGAUCUGGCUAGUGAACACGAUCCUAGUUCUUCUGAAGCAUUACUUCAAAACCUGGAGGAUGAUCCAUGGCUAGGCGUUUCGGCAAUGAACUCGUUACGCGAUGUUGCAUUCUUCCAUUGUGGCAUUCGAAUGGAUAAGGAGCCUAGAAAUUUUUUUAGCAGUACAGAUAGGAAUAUUGUUGUCGAAAACUUUAAUCAUUUGGUUAAUUACUGUGCUACAGAUGUUGAGACAACAAGUAGAGUCUUUGACAAAGUAAUGCCUCUUUUCUUACAGAAAUGCCCUCACCCUGUUUCCUUUGGAGCUCUUCGGUUUUUAAGUAGUUGUAUCUUACCGACUCGCCAUAGUGAAUGGAACGACUAUAUUACACGCUGUGAAAAAAUAUACCAGGAAUCUAAAAAAAAAAUUGAAGACAAAAUCAUUGAAAUUAUAGAACGUACAAUAAAGUUAGCAAAUGAUGAUAAAAGUAUGGAUUAUAUCAAGAAUGACCCGUGGUUAUGUCAAUUGGACUGGACAGUUAAACCGACAAAAAUAACCAAAAAAGGUACCCCAGCUAAAAAUCAAAAGUUUCCUGGCCUUCCAGAGUGGUACAGAUCUCUGUUCCAGAAUAAAACAGCCACAAGACCAUCAAUAACAAUCAGAUCAAGAAGUAUCCCAAUAUUUUUCAGAUUAUCAUGGGAAGGCUAUCCUUGUGUAUGGACGGAUAACGAUGGCUGGUGCUUUCCCGUUCCAGUCAAUAUGGUGGAGAAAUUCAAGAAUAAGAAUUAUUUUAUUGCUAGCAAGGAAUCCACUGAUUAUUAUUUGCAGAGUAUCAGUGGGGUAGGCUCUUCGGUAGAUAAAAAUCGGGCUUUAUUCAAGGUCCCCCAUCCAAACGGUCCCCAAUUCAACUGUACCACUUUAUUAAGUAAGCCAUACAUUCAUUUUUUUGAAAAGGGAAUAUUGUCAUCUGAAUCUGAUCUUGCCCACGAAGCGCUUCACAUGAACUCAUCUGGCUCUUACUGGAUGUCAAGUCGUGAACGCAUUGGGUCACAAUUUGUGGUACCACAGAAUAGGUUUCCAAAUCAGUUCAAAGAUCUCAGCUCUACCAAAUCUCUGAAGAGCAAGAAGGAUCUCGGUAUUAUCAUACCCGGAAUCAUUCCAAUGGGUACUGUUACAAGGAGAGCAGUGGAAAAGACAUGGUUAACAGCAUCAAAUGCAAAACCUAAUAGAGUCGGCUCAGAGCUAAAAGCUCAAGUGAAAGCACCUGAUGGAUACUGCUUUGUUGGUGCAGAUGUAGAUAGCGAAGAACUUUGGAUUGCUUCAUUGGUGGGUGAUUCCGUUUUCAAUAUUCAUGGCGGAACAGCAAUUGGUUGGAUGUGUUUAGAAGGAACAAAAAAUGAAGGAACUGACCUUCAUACCAAAACAGCUGAAAUUUUGGGUUGCACUCGUAAUGAGGCAAAAAUCUUUAACUAUGGCCGAAUAUAUGGGGCUGGGGUUAAAUUUGCAGCUCAGCUUCUGAAGAGGUUUAAUCACUCUCUGACAGAGGAACAAGCAAAAGAUACGGCAAAAAAACUUUACGAGAGUACAAAAGGUAAAACAAAAAGAUCUAAAAUAUUCAAGAAAUUUUGGUAUGGUGGAUCUGAAUCGAUUUUGUUCAAUAAGCUGGAAAGUAUUGCUGAGCAAGACGAGCCUAGGACACCCGUUCUGGGAUGCGGGAUUACUGCAUCUCUUCUGAAGAAGAAUUUAGGUACAAAUUCCUUUUUACCUUCAAGAAUUAACUGGACAAUCCAAUCGUCAGGUGUGGAUUACUUGCAUCUGUUGAUUUGCUCCAUGAACUAUUUGAUAACGAAAUACAACAUAGAUGCACGCCUUUGCCUUUCUAUUCAUGAUGAGAUAAGAUAUUUGGUGGCUGAUAAAGAUAAGUACAGGGCUGCUAUGGCCCUUCAAGUUAGCAAUAUAUGGACAAGAGCCAUAUUUUGCGAACAAUUGGGUAUUGAUGAUCUGUCUCAAAACUGCGCUUUUUUCUCGGCUGUCGAUAUCGAUCAUGUUAUGAGAAAAGAAGUUGAUAUGAGCUGUAUUACCCCUUCUAACACAAACUCAAUUCCCCACGGAGAAUCAUUCACUAUCAAUGAGCUUCUAAAAAUUCCUGAAGGUGACUUGAAAGAAUCAGUAAAUAAUGUUAUGGACAUUUCCAAAUUUCCUUCACAUUAUCGAGAGCCCGUUUUUUCUAAAUACAAUAAGGCCUAUAAGAAAGAUUUUUUGAAUUUUUUUUUGAAAAUGCAAAUUCAAAACGCCAAAUGGAAAGUUGACGCUCUAGAAGCGGAAUAUAUUCGGGUAAAGACUUCUCAGGAUUUCCAGAAGGAUGGUUUAAGUGCAUCCUUUGGUUUACUGGAUUAUCUCAAAGACAUCGAGGAAGGGAAGAAGCAAAGAGUUUCCAUUAUGGCGCAAGCUCCCUUCAAAGACUUUGAUGAAUAUCACAUGUCUUGUAACGAUAAGAAACUUUCCAAAGCCUGUUCAAGCUCGCAACAAAAAGAUAGCACUUCAAUUUUGGAUGACAGCUCUAAAACUAAUAAUGAUCCUUCAUCGAAAGCGACUCAAGACUCCUUGAUCAUCGAAGAGUUACAUCGUGCCAAUUCUGCUGACAUAUUUUCGACAUUUCCAGAGUCUGCUGUGAAACGUAAGAAAAAGUACACAUCCAACAAUGCUGGUUCUGGAAGGAGGUCCAGGAAAGGCCCUGCGGGACGCAAAGUGUAUGAUGAUUUUUAUGAUUCAUCGAGUGCAUCCGCAAAAAGGGUGUCUACUAUCAAAGUUCCAAUCGAUGAAGUUGUCGAAGAUGUACUCAGUUGUACAAGAGAUACAAAUCGCGAAGCUUUGAAUCAUAUUUCGAAAGCAAGCCAUAAGGCUAAGAGAAGAGGCACUCGAACUGAAAACCACUCUGAAUCUAGUAAUUAUUAUAGAGAAAGAGUAUUAAGCGAAAAUACUGGAGGUGUUUCAAAUAUACAUAGAUCACGAAAUGAAGAACUUCAGUCUUCAAAGGUACAUUAG